GUUGUUGGAGCGAUCGUGUCAGGUUUUGCCAGUGUGGUAGUGGCUCACAGCAUUUUUGGGCUCGCGAGACUUCAAUGCGCACUUGCAUCUGGAAGACGACGAACUUGUCUUGACGAACUACUCGCGAGAUUCUGCAAACGGGGUCCGAUCGGUGUGGUGUUUAUUGCAUAAGGCUUUUGCAACGCGGCUUCACGGAGGUGUUAAGGUGCAAUUUUAUCUGCUCAGGUGUGUGACGAAUCGUGUUCGCAGGAAAAGAAAAUGUCGUACCAGUGCAAGAAUUGUGAGCGUGAAAAAGAUCAAAACAAUAACUACGUGAAUGCCACCUAUGCGGCCAAUGCCCAUGGAACUCGUGGCAAUCGGUCCAGCUCAACCCGGGCCGGCAACGCCCGGAAUGCCACCGGCACUGGUGGCGGCAACAAUGAAAACGCUAACGGAUCCACCGCCAACGGGGGGACGGCUUCCCAAGUGACCGGGGCCACCCAGGUGACAGCCAAAGUGAUGUGGGGAAGUGUCGGAGCGAUCAAAGAACUUCGCGAGAAGGAACAAGCCGAACGAAAUCAGGUCACCAGGGCCGGACGUCGACAGUAGUGGUAGUAGUGGCGGAGAGAAGUUGUUCUAGUGAGCAGUGCAAGAUUAUUAU
Molecule: messenger RNA, 640 nt
Organism: Ochlerotatus camptorhynchus
Lineage: Eukaryota; Metazoa; Arthropoda; Insecta; Diptera; Culicidae
Exons: 1
Coding region: 259-588 (109 amino acids)
Source: RefSeq, a predicted model, not a curated record